AUGUCACUCGAUAAUGAUUGGUGCUAUAAAAUUGCAAGUGAGAAAGGCAACGAUGAGCUUGCCAAAACAAGGGUGAUGCAAGAAAAUCUCGCAAACCCACUUCGCGUUCUAGUUCUUUACGGGUCAAAUAGGGAAAAAUCUUAUUCUCGCUUGCUGUCUUUCGAAGUUGCAAGGCUUUUACAUUAUCUUGGGUGUGAUGUUCGCGUCUAUGAUCCGAGGGGCCUCCCGCUCCGGGACGAUCCUAGCAUUUCCACAUCGACGCAUCCGAAAGUAAACGAGCUUCUCGAUUGUAUCGCAUGGAGCCAAGCGCAGUUCUGGUGUUCUCCAGAGCAGCAUGGCAAUAUGACAGGUAUUAUGAAGACAAUGAUCGACCAUAUUCCCCUAAGCAGUCAGGCUAUACGCCCUACUCAAGGAAAAGUUCUAGCAAUUGCUCAGGUGAGCGGUGGUUCACAGUCCUUCAAUGCUUUGAAUUCAAUGCGCAUACUUGGCCGAUGGAUGAGGAUGUUCACCAUUCCCAAUCAAGCUUCGUUACCAAAAGCAUACACUCAAUUCACCGCAGAAGGUAGACUUACCAAUUCGUCAAACAGAAGCCGUCUCGUGGAUGUCGUAGAAGAAUUGGUGAAGAUCUCUUGUAUUUUGCAAGACCACCAAGCGAUACUAGGCGAUCGCUUCAGCGAACGGAAAGAGAGUUACAAGAAUUAG
Messenger RNA from Meira miltonrushii, 702 nucleotides. Its product is annotated as arsenate resistance ArsH. The transcript has 2 exons. NCBI's taxonomy places the organism in Eukaryota, Fungi, Basidiomycota, Exobasidiomycetes, Exobasidiales, Brachybasidiaceae. Bases 1 to 702 code for a protein of 233 amino acids. The record is from RefSeq and is a predicted model, not a curated record. Gene Ontology annotation, molecular function: oxidoreductase activity.